Molecule: messenger RNA, 321 nt
Organism: Colletotrichum paranaense
Lineage: Eukaryota; Fungi; Ascomycota; Sordariomycetes; Glomerellales; Glomerellaceae
Product: 40S ribosomal protein S22
Exons: 1
Coding region: 1-321 (106 amino acids)
Biological process (GO): translation
Cellular component (GO): cytosolic small ribosomal subunit; ribosome
Molecular function (GO): structural constituent of ribosome
Source: RefSeq, a predicted model, not a curated record
AUGGCUACGUGUCUGACUUCGAGGAAGUCGAUGACCACCGAGGCGGCAAAAUUGUCGUUUAACUCAACGGCCAGUUCGUCAUCAAUGUCUCCUACCUGUUCUGCGAACCACUCAUGGCUGACCCUUUUCAGCUUGAACAAAUGUGGCGUCAUCAGCCCUCAUUCCAACGUCCGACUGGGAGACCUGGAGAAAUGGGGUGUCCGACUUCUGCCUGCCCGCCAGUUCGGCCAGGUCGUGCUCACCACGUCCGCCGGUAUCAUGCAUCACCACCAGGCUCGCAGAAAGAACAUCUCGGGCAAGAUCCUUGGGUACUUUUACUAG